GGAAUAAUAAAAAGCUUCCGUCACCGUGAGGAAAGAAAUUAGAAACCAGAAAACCGACGUCUUCCUCUCCCUCAUCUCUCUCGUCCUUUGGACCUCUUCUCCCUGACUAAAUUCUUGAUAAUCAGGGGGAUUGGUUUAGACAUGGAGCAGAAUUCUCAAAACUUUGUCUUCCUUCCUGAACCUUGCAUCGGAUCUAGGUUUCCGCAUCUAGAUAUCACACCAGUGAACACUGUUCCUAAUUCAGAAGUGCAUUCUCUGCAAGAACCUUAUGACAACAACACAAUGUUCUACGGGCUUCCACAGUACCAUCAUCAACCUGCUCUAAAUCUUGGUCCUGCCAUGUCAACCCCACCAAAUUUUUAUCUCUCUUAUGCGGCUUUUCAUGCUCCACCGAGUCAUCCGUUAGCUCCUGGAAGUCAUGGUGUAGUUACUUCCACUGAACAUGAGAGGAACGCUCAUUUUAUGGGUCACGGAUACAAAAGAAAGAGCGCUGAAGUUACACCCGGAAAUUCUCACUAUCUUAGUACUGAAGCAGCACCACCAUGUUCUAUCCCCCAAUUGAUUACACCGGAGGCAGCACCUUUCUCUUUACCACAGUUUGGUCCUUACCCGCAACCACUAGACCAGAGAAGUGUGUGGAACAGAGCAGGACCAGCUACAAUGGAUCCGUGUCUCUCUCAUGGACAUAACAAUUUCAUUCAAGGAAACUAUGCAGCUCAUCCUUUUCCACCUCCUGACUCAAUCUGGUAUGACCAGCAUUGUAAUGGCAAUAGAUCUGAUGGAUCCUCUUUGCUUUGGUCCCAAGCACCCUCUCUACCUUAUAUGAAUGGUAACGUUGCUACUGGCUCCAUAGACUCUGGUAAUGUCUGCUUUCCGGGAUACCAUGAAACAUCUUGUAGCAGAAACCCUACACCAUUUGUAUACCCUAGUCACAACUAUUUUAGCCAUCAUCCGGCACCUCCUCCUCCUCCCACCGUAUACCCUCACAUGGCUUCAGCCUCAUACAGUGUUCCCGUGACUAUGCAUGAUGCUUCGUACAGUCAUGUGGGACCGGUUCAAUCAAGUGGGUUUAGGAUAAACCAGCAACAUCCCCGAGAUGACUUUGUACCUGAAGCGACUCUUAGACACCAUGGACUGCCUCACUUCAGAGCGAUUUCCGCGGAUGAAAUUGCAUUUUUGGGGGAAGGAGACUUCUACGAUGCUAUUGAUUAUGUUGAUCAUCAUCGUGACAUGCGCUUGGACAUAGAUGACAUGUCAUAUGAGGAGCUCCUUGCUUUGAGCGACCAGAUUGGAACUGUGAAGACUGGCUUGUCCGAAGAAGUUGUUAAAGAUUUUCUGAAAAGAAGAACCUCUUUAUCGACCAGAAUCAACCUGGAAGAAGCUCCAUCAAGCGAUCUAGAAACCGGUUCUUGCACUAUAUGCCAGGAAACCUACAAGAACCAAGAUAAGAUCGCAACGCUGGAUUGCAAGCACGAGUACCAUACCGAAUGCUUGAAAGAGUGGUUGGUUAUCAAGAACGUUUGCCCAAUCUGUAAAUCAGAGGCACUAGUCACAGAGAAGAAGAAGAGACGGUUAAGUAUAAGAGAAGAGGUGGUUGCGGAUUCAACCUAAGAGAGGUUACCGCAGAUGGUUUUUUUUUCUAGGUGCUUUUAUCUAUAGGUUUUAUAAGAAGAGUGAGGGUAAAUUUCAUCCCCAAAUUCUGUAAAUUUGUACUUUUGGGCACAUAAUUUGUUUGACAGUCUAAAGCUGAGAUUGGCUUAGUGACUAAGAAAA
Messenger RNA from Eutrema salsugineum, 1773 nucleotides. Its product is annotated as probable E3 ubiquitin-protein ligase ZFP1. Gene Ontology annotation, molecular function: ubiquitin protein ligase activity. The transcript has 6 exons. The record is from RefSeq and is a predicted model, not a curated record. NCBI's taxonomy places the organism in Eukaryota, Viridiplantae, Streptophyta, Magnoliopsida, Brassicales, Brassicaceae. The coding region runs from base 142 to 1611 and encodes 489 amino acids. Gene Ontology annotation, cellular component: nucleus.